AUUGACACAUGAUUUUUUUAGGUUGUUUUUGUGUUUACUGAAAAAUGAAAAUUAAACGCAGGUGCCGUGCUUUGAAGUUUUCAAUUUAUUUACAAUAUUUUGUCACAACUUAAUAUCUAAUGGUGAGCUUAAGGAACAAUUUAUAAAACAUGUCUAAAAAGAAACUCUUUGAUGAAGACUCGGAGGAGGAAUUGGCGAUCAAAACUGAGAACGCGUAUGCCAAAAAGUACGAUGCUUGGCGAGAAAAAGAAGAAUUGCACAAAUUGGAACAAAAAUAUGGCUCAAAAGCUUUGAACUCAGAUGCCUCUUCAUCGUCUGAUAGUGAGGAUGAGAGUGAUGAGCCAGUGGAGGUCUCAGAGGAGGUGGAGAAGCAAUUCCUGAAGACCUUGGCACUGUUGAAGACCAAGGACCCACGGAUAUAUGACCCUAACUAUAAGUUCUUUGAUGAACAACUUGAAAAGGAAAAAGAGAAGGAACCAGAAACUAAAAAGUUGACAUUUGGUGACAGUGAUGAUGAAGAUGAUGAUGAUCCAAACAUUUUCAGCAUUGAGAAGAAAGCUGAGAUUGACCAGCCAGAUGACAAAAAAAGUGCUAAAGAAGACAAACUAAAAGAAUACCUCACUGGGAAAGCAGAGCAUGUAGAUCAAGAACUAGAGAGUGACCUGGCUCCGCUGCGGGCUCUGUGGUCAGACCCCAAGAUUAAUGAUGGAGAAGCUUUCCUUAGGGACUAUAUACUGAAUAAAAGGUAUUUAGAAGAUGGUGAUAUAGGUGAAGCAGAAGACAAGAUCAGAGAUGAUGCAGAUCUGGAGGAAGAUGAGAAACAAGUGGAGGAGCAGGGCAAGUUCGAGCGUGCUUACAACUUCCGCUUUGAGGAGCCUGAUGAUGAGUAUCUAAAACGUUUCCCGCGCACUAUGAACUAUAUCCGCCCCAAGGACGACCGGCGCUCGCGCAAGCGCGCGGAACUUCGGACCAGAAAGGAAGAGGAGAAGAAGCAGAAAAUGGAGGAGAUAGCCCGGAUGAAGGCGCUCAAGCUGAAGGAGAUCCAGGAGAAGAUCGCUAAGAUCAAGGAGGUCACUGGCAACCAAGAUCUGGCGUUUCAGGAAGCGGACAUAGAAGGAGAUUUCGACCCGGAGGAGCAUGACAGACGCAUGAAAGCACUGUUUGAUGAACAAUACUACGGGGAGGCGGAUGACCAGAAACCGGUGUUCCCCGACUUGGAUGAAGAACUGGAAAUUGAAAAUUGGGAAAAAUACGAUCACCAGGAGUUCAGUAAAGAAAACAAAGAUGUGGAUGAAGAUGAUCCUCAUUGCGAAGAUGAAAAUUUUAAUAUGGACGCAGACUACGACCCGAAGCAAGCAAAACUGAACCUGCUAGAAGAGUUAAAACGCAACAUGGGCAAAAAGCGCCGGAACCGAAAACGCAAAUCCAAAUUGGCCCAACUUCUGUCGGACGAUAAACCCAAGUUUGUGCCCGACUUGCAGAAGAAGUACUCAGAGUUCAUGGAGGAAUAUUAUAAGAUGGACUGUGAAGAUGUCAUUGGAGGGGAUCUGCCAACUCGGUUCAAGUAUAGGGACGUUGUUCCUAAUGACUUUGGAUUAACUAUUGAAGAGAUCCUUCUAGCAGACGACAGAGAAUUAACGCAAUGGGUGCCUCUGAAGAAGAUUGUCAAGUAUCGGCCGGAGAAUGUGGAGAGAGGGGAUGUGAAGACGUACUCACAGAAGGCGGCCGACGAGAGGUUGAAGAAGAAGAUUUUGCCCAGUCUGUUUAAGGAUUUACCAGAAGAACCAGAAAUAGUAGUGCCACCAGAAGAAAUUAACAAAAAAAGGAAGAAUAAGAAGAAAAAGAAAAAUAAGGAACAAGAUAAUCCAGACAAAACAGAUACUAACAUUAUUGGUGAAGACAGCACUGCUAAUCAAGACAUUGAAGAAAGUGAUACUAUGAAUGGAAAUGAACAAGUAUCCAAGAAAAAGAUUAAAACUAAAUAUGGUAUUAAUAAAGAAGGUAAUGAUAAGGAAACUGUGGAGUAUUCUGUAAAUUAUAUUAAUACAACAGAAGACAAUAUUGAGAAACCUAAGAAAAAGAAGAAACGAAAACAUAAUAGCUACUCAGAAAAUGUCUUCGCAGAGUUAGAUAGUGGCAAAAUCAACCAAAAUUACAUAGAAGGUGGAAAUACACGAAGAAUAGGAGAAGAAGAGUCUGUAAAUAGUGAAGUUAGCAACGGUUUAAAUAAAAAAAUCAACAAAGAACUUAACAAAAGUAAAGGAUUUGAAGAAAAUAAAACGCAUAAAGAAUCAAGUAUUACUAAUGAAGUCAACAAAAUGAAAUCAAAACAUAAAAAACAACGAAAAGAAUCUGAUAAUAGUGAAAUUAGUAACACUUCAGAUAUAAUCAAUAAAAAUAAUACACAAUUUAAUAAAAAGAAAAAGGCCAAAAACUCUUUCGCAGUUGAUACUGUAACCAAUGAAGCUCCGACUAGAGUCACAGACGAAAAAGGUCAUGGACAAAAAGAAGGUAAAAAGAAAAAUAAACACGAAAAUUCUUUCGUUGUUGAAACAUUAAAUGAACAGAAUGGUCAACGUAAUCUAAUUAAUAAACAACAAGUUAAAAACAAUGAAGCGAAAGAUGCUGAUAAAAAGAAAAAUAAUUUGAAACGUAAAUUAGAAUCUAUUUUAAACACCAACAUUCCCAAAAAGAAACAGAAGAAAAAUAAAAAUAAGCAAGAAAAUAAUUCGCAAGUUAACAUAAGUAAAAGAGAUAGUAAGAAUAAGUUUAAGAGGAAAAAUAAAAUGUCCAGUACAAAAGAAAAGUCAAAUAAUCCUUUGAGCAAUUUAUCUGAUGAAAGACUCAAAGCUUACGGUUUGAAUCCGAAAAAGUAUCGAAGCUUCUUAAAAUACAAGAAAUUUUAAAUUAUUUUGUACUGAACUCACAGUACCUAUAAAAAAUUGUUGAUUAUAUUGAUUAAAUUAAUAAUUACCUUAAUUAUAUCGUCAGAGUUAUGUAUUUAUAUAUUUCUUAUUAAAUAAAAUGAAAACAAUCUUUUUA
Maniola jurtina (meadow brown) is the source of this 3042-nucleotide messenger RNA. RefSeq names its product protein KRI1 homolog. The record is from RefSeq and is a predicted model, not a curated record. Gene Ontology annotation, biological process: endonucleolytic cleavage in ITS1 to separate SSU-rRNA from 5.8S rRNA and LSU-rRNA from tricistronic rRNA transcript (SSU-rRNA, 5.8S rRNA, LSU-rRNA). Bases 150 to 2906 code for a protein of 918 amino acids. Lineage: Eukaryota; Metazoa; Arthropoda; Insecta; Lepidoptera; Nymphalidae. The transcript has 11 exons. Gene Ontology annotation, cellular component: nucleolus; 90S preribosome.